Messenger RNA from Naegleria gruberi, 960 nucleotides. RefSeq lists its product as uncharacterized. NCBI's taxonomy places the organism in Eukaryota, Heterolobosea, Eutetramitea, Acrasida, Naegleriidae. Bases 1 to 960 code for a protein of 319 amino acids. The record is from RefSeq and is a predicted model, not a curated record. The transcript is spliced from 2 exons.
AUGUCUUCAAUUCGUCCACUUGAUAAUCUUACUCUUUCCCAAAUUGUUGCCUCCCUUUCUUCCCGUCAAAUUAUUUCAUUGAACAAGACUCUUUCUUUGAAGGAAGCAUUGUUAGUCCUUGCCAGUAAUCAUAUUCUUAGUGCUCCUGUUUAUGAUGAACAAACAAAUUCAUGUAUUGGACUUAUUGAUGUUUUGGAUUGUGCAACAUUUACAAGUCAAACAUAUUUCAACAAUACUGACCAGUCACAAUUCAAGAAUUAUUUAUUACAAUUUUCUUUCGAUGUUGAAGAAGUUGGAUCAGUUAUGAACAUGUCUGGUAAAAAUCCAUACAUUCCAAUGAACAGCUCCGAUUCCUUCAUGAAAUUGUUGGCUGAAUUUGCUAAUGGAAUUCACCGUAUUCCAAUCUUGGAAAAUAACAAGGUUGUUGCUGUCUGUUCACAAAUGACUCUCUUCCAAUAUUUAUUCAAGCUCGAUUUGGGUGAUAAUUCUGCAUUGUUUGAUGAAUUCAAGUCAAUGUCUUUGAAAACUGUUCUCUCCUCAAAGCCAUUCUCUCAAGUUAUUAAUGUUAAAGAAUCACAAUUGGCCAUUGAUGCUAUCAAGGUUAUUAGUGAUAAGGGAUUGAGUGCUGUUGGUGUUUUGAGUGAUAAGGAUGAUAAAUUAAUUGGAUGUCUCAGUGCCAGUGAUUUGCAAGGUUUCAUUGAUGAAGAUUAUCACCAUUUGGCUUCUCCUGUUCUUGAAUUCCAAAGAAUGUCAAGAGAAAAGAAUGGUUCAACAUCAGCUCCUUCACUUGUAUUUUGUAAAAUUGAAAAUCACACAAUUGGUGACAUGAUUCAACGUUUAUUGCAAGAUAGAGUUCACCGUAUUUUCAUUAUGAAUGACGAUAUGGAAGUUAUGGGACUCUUAUCUUUAACAGAUAUUUUCCGUCUUGUUUAUGACUAUUUGCAACAAAAAUUACAAUAA